Messenger RNA from Penicillium canescens, 432 nucleotides. RefSeq names its product GFA family protein. The transcript has 3 exons. Gene Ontology annotation, molecular function: carbon-sulfur lyase activity. NCBI's taxonomy places the organism in Eukaryota, Fungi, Ascomycota, Eurotiomycetes, Eurotiales, Aspergillaceae. The coding region runs from base 1 to 432 and encodes 143 amino acids. The record is from RefSeq and is a predicted model, not a curated record.
AUGGCUGUUGGCGGCUGUUUUUGCGGAAAGGUUCGGAUCCAAUAUAGUGGCCAGCCUUUAGUUUCGGCGCUUUGCCACUGUUUCGAUUGUCGCAAACUUACCGGCGGUCUCUACACGUAUAAUUUCAUCAUCAAAAGUGUCGACCUGAAAAUCACAGCUGGAAGUCCUAAAGAAGUGCCAAAAACGGCAGACAGUGGAAAUCAUAUCAAGAACUAUUUCUGUUCAGAUUGUGGAACGCCGCUCUAUGGGCUGACAAUGAAGUCUGAUGGUACUCCUGACGAGAAAACAGUCCUUCGAGCAGGAAUACUGGAUGAUACCGGGAUUCUGAACGCGCUACCGCCUAAGGCGGAGAUAUACACUGAUGGACGUGUCAGUUGGGUCAGUCCUGCUGAAGGGGCUGGGCAAUUUACUGGCAUGCCACCAGCCCCAUAA